This is a messenger RNA of Acanthopagrus latus (yellowfin seabream), 2693 nucleotides long. It is a transcript of the gene layna, whose product is annotated as layilin a. The record is from RefSeq and is a predicted model, not a curated record. Bases 264 to 1721 code for a protein of 485 amino acids. The transcript has 9 exons. NCBI's taxonomy places the organism in Eukaryota, Metazoa, Chordata, Actinopteri, Spariformes, Sparidae. Gene Ontology annotation, molecular function: hyaluronic acid binding.
AGAAUCUUUACAUCUUCAUCUCCAAAACCUUGUUACGGAGCGCUGCGUGAACACACGAGAAUUUAUUUCGCUGGUUUGAUGUUGGCAGGGCUCAACUGGAAGAAGACAAAGCGGGAGAUUCCCCUCUUUAGGACCCUUUUAGAGCACUUUCUUCCACCUGAAGCAACAGCUCAGAGUUGAUCUGAUGCCACCUGAGAUACUCUGAUGACCGAAUGAGCAGAAUGCGAGAGUAAACUGACCAGAGGAACUGACGGACGACAACGAUGGACCUGCUCACAGUCCUGCUUCUGCUUGCAUGUCUUGAUCCGUCUGCAGCCACAAGCCUCAUUACAGCGGAUAUAUUCGAAGCCAGAGGUCAACGCGUGUGCAAGGCAGGAAAAGAGAAGCCGUGCUACAAGCUUGCCUACUUCUCCGAGCUGCGGCGGAGGCUGAACUUCGCCGAGGCAGAGCUCGCCUGCAGGCGGGACGGAGGGCAGCUGCUGAGCGUGGAGUCGGCUUCGGAGCAGAAGAUCAUAGAACAGCUCAUCACGGAGCUCCGGCCGACCGACGGAGACUUCUGGAUCGGUCUCCGCCGGAACCACGGAAACGAGGACAGCAGCUCGGACUGCUCUCCACAGUACUACUGGCUGGACGGCAGCAGGUCCACAUUCAGGAACUGGCACUGGGAUGAGCCGUCGUGCGGUUACGAGGUGUGCGUGGUGAUGUAUCACCAGCCGUCCGCCCCACCGGGCCUGGGGGGGCUCUACAUGUUCCAGUGGAACGACGACAAUUGCGAAACCAAGAACAACUUCAUCUGCAAAUACACUGCGGGGGGACCACUGGAUUCUCCGCCUCCUCCCAACUCCACGAAAACAAAUGUCUCCUCUUCGUCGGUGCCGCCAUGGGGUCCAAGCAACGACAAGCGGGACAGAAACACAGUUCUGAAUCUGAUUUACAUCAUCAUUCCCACCAUUCCCCUGUUACUGCUGCUACUGACAGUGACCGGAGUCUGCUGCUUCAAGGUGCUUGUGAGACGGAGGAAGAAGGAGCAGAAAUCCGAAGUGUGCCAGACGGACCUGGGCCUCAACGCCACCUCGACUCCAACUGACGUCUACAACGUCAUUCGCUCCCAAAAGGACGAUGACCUGGUUUCAGCUCGCCCGCACACCAAAAACACCUCCUUCUUGUGCUCGUCCCCUGACACCCCGACGGGUGACUACGACAACCUGGGUGGCCGGGACACGGAGAGCGGCUUCGUGACGCUUGCCAGCACAGAGAGCUGCUUCCUCAACUUUGACCUCAAUGACCUCAGCCUCGGGCGUCGUGGCACUUUCUACGACACCAGCCUGGGCCGCCCGGGGAAGAGGGACUUGAAUGACAGUAGCCUGGGCCGCACCGGGCACAGAGAGUUUUACGACAGAAGUCUCGGUCGCCGCACAACAAAGAGCGAGCAUUACGGCAGCAGUGUGUACGGGGACCACGGGCUGUACGAUGGCAGUGUGAGAGGAGGGAGUGACCUGUUUGAUCCCAAACCGAGGCCUGGAGGUCACACAGUAAAGGCUGACCUCUAUCAGACAUACAUCACCAACGGCAAGGAGGACACUUACCAAACCAGCCUCGGGACCUACGGAAACCGAAAAUCCUACCAAGCCAAUCUGGACAGCUACAGAAACGGCCUGACGUUUGACGGCAGAGGGAGAUACUUCAACGAAAAAGACUGGAUCAACCGGGAAAACUACUGACCCUCCAGUCAUCUCUUUUGUUGAGUGUAUGGCGGCGUGUAUGCGAUUUUGGACUCGGAUGAAAGGCAAAAAAAUGGCUGUGCACGUACCUGGUUGUAACUGUUUGUAUGGUGUGUUUCUGAAAGAGCCAACCUGGUGCCGAUGGUGCAGGACACACUGUGUAAACUAGGGCCACGGACCCUCACCGGUCAGCAUUUGUUGAUGGUCAGCAGUCGGUCUGGUGAGUCAUGGCCCUUAGAUCGAACUGUUGCGGGUUGGGUUGCAUUGUGGGUAAUGUAGGCGCCAGGUUUUGACAAGAAAGAAGAAUGCGUGGAAUUCAAAAGAUGAUGUCCCGCUUUCUACAGUUUCCGUUGUGAUCUUUCCUGUCCACCGUGAGCCCGUCGAUGUUAUAAUCAGUGGACGCAAGCCCCCCCCGCCACAUGCAUCGGCCUCAAGACUGCAGAUUUCCCUGGCGGCGCUGACAGUAAAAGUGUGUGUGUGUGUGUUUGUGUGUGUGUGUGUGUGUGUUUGCAUGGCCUUGUCAUGCUGCCCUUGCUUGGUAGGAUAACUAUUGAGGUCUUGUGCCUGAAAUAACUGUAUUAACAGGCUACCUCAAACAGAUCGUGACACAAUAAACCAAUACUGCCUGAGGGAGCAAAAGCUGGAUAUUUUUAUGUAUUGCAAGUGUGUUUUGACAUGGCAAGAACUGUUUUGACGAGAACAUUUUUGAUUUUGAUUGAUUGUUCCCCUAUUUAUUAAUGGCUUUCUGUCUUCUGUCGAGUCGAUCGAAGACAGACAAAAACAGCGCUAGCAGGUGUGAAGGUGGCUCAUAUGGUGAAUUCUGCUUGAAUGCCUGCAGCAACGGCAUGAUAUCAAAGAGAAUGAUAAACUAAAGCAUCGUUGUUAUUAUUAUUUAUCCAGAAUGUGUAAUGCCUUGAUAUCUCUCCUGUAAGUGAGAGCAGUUUGUAUGUUUGUUACGUCAAGAAAUCUUCA